UUCGAACUGAUGUCACUUGACUGUCGUCCGUUCGGGAGGCAUCACUAGCACAACCAAUAGAAACAGAAGAAACAUUCGAAAACAGAAACAAAAUUAUGGAUAUCUUCGAUGUGGAUGCUUGAGGAGCGUCCGAGAUGCCGAAGAUUACUUUAUCAUUAGUUUUCGUUAUCGUCGUCAGUUCAAUUCACGCGAUCUCUUCAGCUCGAUUAGAGUGCGCGAAGGAUCGUGUCGUUAAGUUCGAGAAGAUUAUUGGUAUUCGACCGAGAUAUUCGUUGCAUCCGAACCUUCUGCAUCAAGCGACCAAUGAUGGUAGAUCUCGCUCAAUCACCAUUGAUUGUUUAAACAAAUGCUUGGAGAUCAAAGAGUGCUCGAGUUUCGUUCUCUUCUACGAGAACGCUUCCUGCUAUUGGUUCACCGAUGACAUAUCAAAUCUUCACGAGGAGGACGAGACGCUCUACGACGCCGACGUCGCCUGGUUCCGGAAAACUUGUUUCCAUGAGCCGAAAAUUUGCGACAGAAUCUGGACGUUCGAGCGAAUCCCGGGUGCGACGCUCGUUGGAAACAAUACGAAACAAUUGCCGAAGGCGGUGAAGAGAAGCGAAUGUCAGCAGGCGUGUCUGAACGAGACGACGUUCGAAUGCAGAUCGGCGAAGUUUCGCAUCCAGAAUUAUUCGAAUUUCCGCUCCGAGGCUUCCGGUCUGUGCACGUUGAGCGACGCGGAUCGUCACAGCGUGCCGAACGCGUACAGAGCAUCAAGACUGGACGAAGAGUAUCUCGAGAAUCAGUGCACGAAAAAUCUGACGAACGUCUUCUGCGCCUUCGAAGAGUUCCCCGACGUCCGACUCGGUCACUCCGACGCGUCUCUAAGCGACGCCUCGGAAUCGCAAUGUCGAAGCGAAUGCGACUCGAAAACCAUCUUCGGUUGCCGUGGUUACACCCUGUUGCCUGGCAGCCGAUCGCAUCUGUUCACGUGUCUGAUGCACGGCGAAAACAGCAAGCUGCACGGACCCAGAGCUCUGGUCCAUCAUGCGGGUGCCAAAUAUUACGAAAGAGCCCCCUGCUUGAACAUUACGGUGACCUGCAGUCGCGACGAAAUGCUGGUCCGUUUUCAACCGGACAAUCCGUUCCGCGGCCGCCUCUACAUGAACGGAUACUCUGAUAAUCCCGAGUGCUACGCCUUGGGGAACGACAGAGCUCCGAUCACUCUCAGAUUGCCAUUGGUGAUGCACAGAUGCGGCAUCCUCGAAGCGAGAAGUCCGAUCAACAGAACGUUGAUGUCGUCGACGAUGAUCAUACAGUAUAAUUCUCUCGUUCAGACGCAAUCGGAUCGGAUAAUAAACGUGGGCUGCGUCUUCGCGAACGACACGAAGAAAGUCGUCGUCGGCACCGGUUUCAACGUUUCCAGAGAUCACACGGGCCUCGGCACGAGCCUCAUCAAUUCCAGCGUUUCCUUGCCAACGGUUGACAUGAGGAUCGUCGAUCUGAGCACGAACGGUGACAUCUCGGAGACGGAAAUCGGCGACGAUCUCAAGUUGAUAAUCGAAAUGCAUCCGAGAAACAACGGUUUCGACAUUUGGGCCGGACAUUUGAUUGCCAUGACCGAGAACGGACGGGAAUCCAUCCUGCUUUUGGACGACAGAGGUUGUCCAACCAAUUUAGACAUUUUCCCAUCACUGCAGAAGAUCUACAACAACGAUUCCGUCACUCUAACAUCGACUUUUCAAGCCUUCAAAUUCUCCUCAUCGAACAUCUUGAGGUUCAGCGUGAUCGUGCAAUUCUGCUCCGGCAGAUGUCCUUCGAUCGAUUGCGGCGCCGUUUACAACGCGAACAACAAGAGGAGAGCGGUGGUAACCGAAGACGUUUCGAAUCGAAAAUACGAAGAGGAAAUGGGAAGCGUUCUCGAGGAAAUGCCCUUGGAAUUCGUCCUCGUCGUGAGGAGCGCGACGGUUCGACAAGAUCGUCUAAUCCAUGGAGAAAACAAUCGAAUUCUCGUCGCCGGCUACGAUUUGAACACGAACGAAGUUUGCCUCGAUUUUUCGCUUCUAAUCGGUAUCGCGAUCACUUGGAUCCUCAUUCAAAUCAUCCUUCUGGUGUGUUGCGUCGCUCUGAUACGUAGAUACAGGAAGCAUUACGAGGAUCGGCAACUCUCCGAAUCGGUGGAGGAAUUGCACAAGAAUUUCGGUCUCGGUUUCAGCAAUCUGGAGAACGCGCGGAGGGUGCGAUUCGCCGAUGGACAUUUGACUUGAAUCGAAGACCAAAGGCAAAGUGUAGAAAGUGUACAUAGCAUUUAUAUUUUAGCUAUAUGUUUCGAAUAAAUCUAUAUUUUUUUUA
Nicrophorus vespilloides is the source of this 2331-nucleotide messenger RNA. RefSeq lists its product as uncharacterized. The coding region runs from base 135 to 2246 and encodes 703 amino acids. NCBI's taxonomy places the organism in Eukaryota, Metazoa, Arthropoda, Insecta, Coleoptera, Silphidae. The record is from RefSeq and is a predicted model, not a curated record. The transcript has 9 exons.